Messenger RNA from Malassezia globosa CBS 7966, 1539 nucleotides. RefSeq lists its product as uncharacterized. The record is from RefSeq and is a predicted model, not a curated record. Lineage: Eukaryota; Fungi; Basidiomycota; Malasseziomycetes; Malasseziales; Malasseziaceae. Bases 1 to 1539 code for a protein of 512 amino acids. Gene Ontology annotation, molecular function: ATP hydrolysis activity; proteasome-activating activity; ATP binding. Gene Ontology annotation, cellular component: proteasome regulatory particle, base subcomplex. The transcript has 5 exons. Gene Ontology annotation, biological process: proteasome-mediated ubiquitin-dependent protein catabolic process.
AUGCGCCCUGUACCAUGGCUUCAUCGCGCCUCUAACCCGUUGGAAUUCAAUGAAAACGUGAAUCUCGAGUGGAGUGGAGCACAAAUGCGCCAUGGUUGGUCACGUGAAGGUGCACUCUCUUGUGCACACACGCACACAUCCGAAGGGGACACGCGUCAGUCAAUCCAGCAUCCUUUGAGCCACUACGUCAAUAGCGACAUGGGACAAAUACCCAGUGGUAACGCUGCUGGACGUGGACAAAAGAAAGAUACGAACAAGAAAAAAGAGCCGAAGAAAUGGGAACCUCCUGUGCCUACACGCAUUGGGAAGAAGAAAAAGAAGCACUCUGAUUCAGCAGCAAAGCUACCGGCGGUUUAUCCUACGACACGUUGUCGACUAAAACUCCUGAAAAUGGAGCGUAUUAAAGACCACUUGCUACUAGAAGAAGAGUUUGUUAUGAACCAAGAUCGACUCCGCCCGAAAGAUGAUCAUGACGAAGAAGAACGUACACGCGUUGACGAUUUGCGUGGUAGUCCCAUGGCCGUUGGCACACUGGAAGAGAUUAUUGACGACGAACAUGUCAUCGUUAGCAGCUCAACCGGUCCUGAAUAUUAUGUGAGUAUCAUGAGCUUUGUCGACAAAGAUUUGCUGGAACCUGGAUGCAGUGUCCUGCUUCAUCACAAAACUAUGGCUGUUGUCGGUGUGCUGUCCGAGGACACUGAUCCAAGUGUGAACAUAAUGAAACUAGAUAAAGCGCCGUCAGAGAGCUACGCAGACGUUGGCGGUCUCGAAUCUCAGAUCCAGGAAAUCAAAGAGUCUGUCGAAUUGCCGCUUACUCACCCGGAACUAUAUGAAGAGAUGGGCAUUCGACCGCCCAAAGGUGUCAUUCUCUAUGGUGUGCCUGGUACGGGUAAAACGCUUUUGGCCAAAGCUGUAGCCAAUCAGACAUCUGCGACGUUCCUUCGUGUCGUUGGCUCUGAACUGAUCCAAAAAUACCUUGGUGAUGGUCCCAAGCUUGUUCGCGAGCUCUUCCGUGUCGCAGAUGAGCACGCGCCCAGUAUCGUGUUCAUUGACGAAGUGGAUGCCGUGGGUUCAAAGCGAUAUGACUCGUCAUCUGGUGGCGAACGUGAAAUUCAGCGCACGCUAUUGGAACUCCUUAACCAGCUGGACGGUUUUGACUCUCGCCAUGAUGUUAAAGUGAUUAUGGCUACCAACAAGAUCGAAAGCCUUGAUCCAGCUUUAAUCCGCCCUGGUCGUAUUGACCGCAAAAUCGAGUUUCCCUUGCCCGAUCAGAAAACCAAGAUGCAGAUUUUCCGCUUGCAUACUUCUCGUAUGAACCUUGAUCCUGACGUCAACUUGGAAGAAUUUGUCGCAAUGAAGGACGAUUUGAGCGGUGCUGAUAUACGAAGUUUGACCACCGAGGCUGGUCUUCUAGCACUGCGUGAGCGCCGAAUGCGCGUCACCAAGAAAGACUUCAUCACUGCACGCGAGCGUGUGAUAGACCGAAAGAAUGAAGGCACGCCCGAUGUCUUCAUCUUUCGUCUCACGCCUGAGAAAUAG